UUUUUUACACCACACAACAAUUUGAUGGCAUCACAUGACUUCACUUCCGCAACUCAUGAUGCCCCUCUCAUUGGCAACACCACAGUGUACACUCCGGGAAGGGGGACAGCAGGCCGCGGUGAAGACCCGUCAUGUCUCUGCUCAGAGUUGGAAACACACUCCUGCUGUUGCUGCUGCUGUGUGGACAAUCACUCAAUGCAUCUCGUUCCUUCAGCGUGGAUUACCAGGGUGACUGCUUUCGGAAAGAUGGGGAAGAGUUUCGUUACAUAUCAGGAAGCAUCCAUUACAGCAGGAUCCCCAGAGUCUACUGGAAAGAUCGACUGCUCAAGAUGUACAUGGCGGGACUGAAUGCCAUCCAGACAUACGUUCCCUGGAACUACCAUGAGGCUUUUCCAGGUCAGUACAGUUUUAGUGGAGACAGGGAUUUGGAAUAUUUCCUUCAGCUGGCCCAAGACAUUGGUUUACUGGUCAUCCUUCGGCCAGGACCAUACAUCUGUGCAGAGUGGGACAUGGGUGGGCUGCCUGCCUGGCUUCUCAACAAGAAAAACAUAGUGCUGCGGUCUUCAGAUCCAGAUUACAUCGCUGCAGUAGAUAAGUGGAUGGGGAAGUUGCUGCCUAUGAUAAAGCCUUAUCUGUAUCAGAACGGUGGUCCUGUCAUUACAGUACAGGUGGAGAAUGAAUAUGGCAGCUACUUCGCUUGUGACUACAACUACCUGCGUCACCUGACCAAGCUGUUCCGGUCCCACCUGGGCGAGGAGGUGGUGCUCUUCACCACAGAUGGGGCUGGGCUCGGCUAUCUUAAAUGUGGCUCGAUACAAGAUCUCUAUGCCACUGUUGACUUUGGGCCUGGUUCAAAUGUAACCGCUGCCUUUGAGGCACAGAGACACGCUGAACCUCGUGGACCUUUGGUGAACUCAGAAUUUUACACCGGCUGGCUAGACCACUGGGGAUCACCUCACUCCGUUGUGUCUCCUGCCUUAGUGGCCAAGUCCCUGAACGAGAUCCUGGCCAUUGGCGCAAACGUCAACCUGUACAUGUUCAUAGGAGGAACAAACUUCGGAUACUGGAACGGUGCCAAUUCACCAUAUGGCCCGCAGCCCACGAGCUAUGACUACGAUGCCCCUCUCACAGAAGCAGGAGACCUCACAGACAAGUACUUUGCCAUUCGAGAGGUGAUCAAAAUGUACCGUAAGAUACCAGCGGGACCAAUACCACCAACAACUCCGAAGUAUGCGUAUGGGGCUGUUGGGAUGAAAAAGCUCCAGACGAUAUCAGAUGCCUUAGAAAAACUGUCUUUCUCCGGCCCAGUCAAAAGCAUGUAUCCUCAGACUUUCAUUGAACUCAACCAGGCUUUUGGUUAUGUGCUCUAUAGGACUUCUCUGCCAGUUAACUGCACCAAACCAACUCCACUGUCAUCUGCUCUGAAUGGAGUUCAUGAUAGAGCGUAUGUGUCCGUGGAUGGGGUGGCUGUGGGGAUUCUUGAAAGGAACAAAGCCAUAACCGUAAAUGUGACUGGGAAGGCUGGCAGUCAGGUGGACAUACUGGUGGAGAACAUGGGCCGAAUCAACUAUGGAAAAGACAUCAACGACUUCAAGGGUUUGGUGUCCAAUCUGACUUUGGGGACAGACACGCUCACUGGCUGGACCAUGUAUAGUCUCAGUGUUGAUGAAGCAGUCAGCAAGGGCCUCCUCUGGAAAAAAGAACCCACACCAACAGACCCCCCUCAGCCUGCUGCUCUCUCCCUUCCAGCCUUUUACGGGGGGAGCUUCAUCAUCCCUGAUGGCAUCCCAGACCUCCCUCAGGACACCUACAUCCAACUUCCCAAAUGGAAGAAGGGCCAGGUCUGGAUUAAUGGCUUCAAUCUGGGGCGUUACUGGCCAACUCGAGGCCCGCAGGUGACGCUCUUUGUUCCUGCCAACAUCCUCAGCACAGCUGCACCCAACAACGUGACUGUCCUGGAACUGGAAGGGGCUCCCUGCAGCUCGGGGCCGUGCACUGUAGAGUUUACUAACACCCCCAUCCUGAAUGCAACAGUCCUCUCUCACUACGAUCAGCACUGGGGACUGUUUGCUAAAGAGGAUUUGUUGUGAUGAUAGGGGAACUCAUUGCUGCACAAAUUGAAUCAAUUUGCACUACUCACUGAUUAACAGUCCCAAAUUGUCGUGUGUCAUCUGACCUGGACAGAUGUUUGAUUUUUUUAAAAAGCUCUUAUAUGUGAAAGAAAUUAUGAAUAUUUGACAUCAGUGAUUGAAUGAUUGUGUCUCUAGAAAAGGUGAAGAAAUUUGUUUUUAACCAAACGCCAUAUUUUACUGUCACAUCAACUCUGGUUGUCUCUACCUCACUGAUUCUUUUCCUCCUCACAAAAGGGAUUAUUGCCAAUUAAACACAGCCAACGCAGAGAACUUUUUAUUUUUAUGUGAAAAACAUAUCAGGGAAAUACUCUCAUGUAUUAUCAUACAAAACUUAGAUGCACUGUGGGACUACUGGGAUGAAACUUAUAUUCAUUUUUAAAUGACAACCUGUGUGACUUAAUUCUUGCAAAGAAUAAAAAUCAAAAAGUAUUUUGUAAUGCA
Messenger RNA from Toxotes jaculatrix (banded archerfish), 2573 nucleotides. RefSeq names its product galactosidase, beta 1 (gene glb1). The record is from RefSeq and is a predicted model, not a curated record. Gene Ontology annotation, cellular component: vacuole. Gene Ontology annotation, molecular function: beta-galactosidase activity. Lineage: Eukaryota; Metazoa; Chordata; Actinopteri; Toxotidae. Bases 132 to 2090 code for a protein of 652 amino acids. The transcript is spliced from 17 exons. Gene Ontology annotation, biological process: carbohydrate metabolic process.